AUGCGGGAAUGGUGCGAUGAAGCCCGGCUUCCGGCCGGGCAGGAUCCCGAUGUCGUUGGCUUGGGGACCCUGAUCGCUUGUGCCGGGUCCGCAUGUAUCGCGGUCGUAUGUUUAUUGAUACAAUACCUAUUUUUCUAUCUGCGCAAGAGCGAGGACGCACAGCACUCGCAUGGUGCAAACCCGAUCGAUAUCUUGGUUUUAGGCGGGCUCCGGAAGCCUCUGAAGUAUUUAGGUGUCAAAUUCGAUCGAUUAGAAACAACUCAGAAAGAUGAACGGAGGUGGCCUGCGGCUUUUGAUAAAUAUGUCAAGGCCGUGGGCGAUGUCCAGCUUGCGAUUGGAUUCGCAGUGCUUGUAUACGGUUACAUUACCCUAGCAGAGCACGGCUUGUCCAUGUAUCAAUGGUGGCUUAUUGUGGGAUUAGUCUGGUAUUCGGUCAUAGCGAAUCUAGCAACCACUUCAUAUUUGCGCACCUAUUUCCUAAAAAGGGACCCCGGCGAGCGAUGGCUACGGAUGAUUUUUCUUGUCUGUCUCAUUGUAGCGCUCAGCUUUUCAAUGGUGCCGAUUUACCAACUUAAGGAAAGGCUUAUUAAUGAGCACGACGAAGACACGCAGCGUCGCAUACUUUUAGCAACGAACGUGCUUUGUUACGUCCCUGGAUUUGGCGCGAAGGUCGACACGCCCCAAUUUCGGUCUGCUGUUGCGCUCAUAGGCAUCUUCGUCGUUCUUGGUCUUCUCAUUAUUGGAUUACUGAAGCUCUACGAGAGACCCAGCAGCAUUAUUUUCAAGUGGCGCGAUCACUACCGAGGUGAAAUGCAGCACUCAUUCUUCGGGGAUGGGGACCACAUCAUAACCUGCAUUCGCUGCGAGCAGCGUCAUAUGUUAUUGAUAGUCCGGCCAGUCUUGGCAUUCUGGCUUAUUCUACGGAUAUAUGCCGACUUCCUGAAUUCCGUCUUGACCGAAAUUCUCUUCACCGCAGCUAUGUUCACGUGGGUCACUAUCCGCUUUAUCGACAUACUACGCUUAGGUGGGAGGUUUGAGGCCUAUCUACAGCACUGGAAUUUUGGCCAGAUUGUUGCGCUUGCUUUCUUUUUAGCACCUCUCGGGUCGCUAUUAAGCUGCUUGUUGGGGUCGCUUAAGGGGUUGGAAUUCAAAAUCCCGUUUUCUAGGCGUUCUACAUUCCGAACCGUGACAUGGCUGCCAAGCUUCACCAAGAGAUCACAGCCUGAGGAACUUCCAGACAACGAUGUUGAACCGCAUAGCAAUCAGUCUAGAUCACCCCAUGACGAAGGAAUCAGCGAGUUAGAUGGACAGGAGCAGCCGACUGUGAUUAAAUCAACGCAAGAGAGACGCGAAGGAAAUGGCAAUUUGCAAAAUGGUGGAAUCAACCCGGUUAGGAGAACGCCUGGUGUGGGUGUGGGUGUGGAUCAUUACAAGGUGCUUUUGUCGCCUCGGUUCGUGAUCGCGCUGCCGCUUGUGGGCUUCUCGAACCUGCUAUACCUCGUCCUCCUAUUAGUUCUGCCCAGGGUACCAGAAUACCCGUCAACUUCGGAGGUACUCUGGCGAACUAUUUUCUGGUAUGUUGUCUACCAGCCUUUGCUUUUAUUCGCUUUCUUCCUUGCUGGAAUGAUUGUGGAAGAAAGGGUUACUCGGGAGGAGCGAAUGAGGUAUGCCUAUCAGAUCAUUGCCGCCAUCGCAGCUGUACUAUCUACAGCUGCUAUUUUUGACACCCUAUAUGGCCUCGGUGGUAUUCCGAUGUCGUAUAUCGGCAUGGGAACGCUCGGUCUAAUUCUGCUCGUCUACCUCCUUUACGGCUGCGUCGCCCGUCCUGGCCCCUUGGCAAAAGGCAAAGCACGCAGCCGAUUCAUAAGAGACGGGGACGUCGAAGAAGCGCGACCGCUCCUCUCGGAAACUAGACGGAGAGUUCUGUCGGAGGUUCGCAUUUUCCCGGUUCGUAGGCAGAAGCUGUGGCACGGACCUUCGAGGAGGCCGUCGGCAGCAAGGGCCAGGAGAAGUUAUGGUACAAUUGAAUAA
Molecule: messenger RNA, 2031 nt
Organism: Daldinia caldariorum
Lineage: Eukaryota; Fungi; Ascomycota; Sordariomycetes; Xylariales; Hypoxylaceae
Exons: 4
Coding region: 1-2031 (676 amino acids)
Source: RefSeq, a predicted model, not a curated record